UUGUAUAAUAAAAUAUAUCAAAAGUUUGAAUUUUGUUCUUUGGAUUUCAUUGCAGUGCUUAGUUCUCCCACUCGUUCAAUAUAUCGUAUACGCUGUCAUCGCUAGGGAAUGGGCUGGUAUCUGUGAAAUACGUGGUUCAUUUGUUUUCAAAACGCCUAUUAAGAGGCCUAAAAUGUAUCAGCUGGGCAUCGUAUACAAAACUACUGUAAAACAGAAACGGGCUCAUAACUAACACACGGCCCAACAGAAAAAUGGCGAUGGCAACAGGCAAAGCAAAGGAAGAGGACCAACCAGCACAGAUUCAACAGCAACAGACAACGCUUCAGUUAACAUAUCGCUUUGCCCUGUUCUUCAUAGCUGGCUGCUUCGCAGCAUUUACCUUCCAUGCACUCACAUCGUCGUCGGGAUCGUUGUUGGGCUGGCGACUGCGACUGCAUCAUUUGCCAACUGCUCAUUAUUUACAGACGCGUGAUGAGUUUGCUGUAUAUUCGGUGGAUGAGCUAAAUGCAUUUAAGGAGUUUUACGAUAAGAGCGUUAGUGAUAGUGUGGGUGCUAGCUAUACGGUGGCGGAACAGACCAACAUUAAGGAGGCCUUGGGUGCACUGCGUCUCGCCCAGGAGAUGUAUAUGACGGGCAAGGAUGACAAGGCAGCUCGACUGUUCGAGCAUGCACUGGCCCUGGCGCCCAAGCAUCCGGAAGUGCUGCUUCGCUACGGCGAAUUUCUCGAACAUAAUCAACGUAAUAUUGUUCUGGCAGAUCAGUAUUACUUCCAGGCGCUCAGCAUUAGUCCAAGCAAUUCGGAAGCUUUGGCCAAUCGCCAGCGCACAGCAGAUGUGGUUCAGACACUCGAUGAACGACGUCUCACCUCUCUGGACGAGAAACGUGACGCUCUAUCAGCUAUACACGAGGCGAACUCUGCGUUGCGGCGUGCCAAAAAGGAGGCGUAUUUUCAGCACAUAUAUCAUUCAGUGGGCAUUGAGGGCAACACAAUGACACUGGCACAAACCCGCUCGGUGCUGGAAACUCGAAUGGCAGUCGAUGGCAAAUCCAUAGAUGAGCACAAUGAAAUUCUGGGCAUGGAUUUGGCCAUGAAGUAUAUCAACGCCAGUCUGGUGCAGAAAUUAUAUAUCACACUCAAGGACAUCUUGGAGCUGCAUCGCCGCGUGCUGGGUCAUGUGGAUCCGAUCGAGGGUGGCGAGUUUCGUCGCAAUCAAGUCUAUGUCGGCGGACAUGUGCCGCCAGGACCUGGCGAUUUAGCCAUACUAAUGCAACGUUUCGAACAUUGGCUCAACUCGGAGCACAGCAACUCGCUGCAUCCAGUCAACUAUGCAGCUCUUGCCCACUACAAACUGGUGCAUAUACAUCCGUUUGUAGACGGGAAUGGACGUACCUCGCGGCUGCUGAUGAAUACGCUGCUUAUGCGCGCCGGCUAUCCACCUGUGAUCAUACCAAAGCAGCAGCGCAGUCAGUACUAUCAUUUCCUUAAGCUGGCUAAUGAGGGCGACAUACGACCCUUUGUUCGUUUCAUUGCCGAUUGCACUGAAAAGACGUUAGACUUGUAUUUGUGGGCCACCAGCGAUCUGCCACAGCAAAUUCCAAUGCUCAUUCAGACAGAGAGUGAUGGCAAUGUAUUAGCCAAGCUGCAGUCACACAUUGUGCACAAUUCACCGGAACUAUACGAAACUGGUUCCGGAUCUGGUGACAAGAAAAAUGGACAACAUGGAAUGCCUUGACCCCCAGUGCAAAAGCAAACCGAAUGGCUGCUCAAUACAUUUAGUAAAUUAUAUGUUGUAUUUUGUAUGUAUUUAGCGUAAAACUUGUGUAAUUUGUUAAACAAAAACAAAGCCGUUUGUCAGACUGUGAUCGUAUUUAAGCUAAAAGAUCUAACCAAAAAAAAAUUAUAAACAAAAU
Messenger RNA from Drosophila hydei, 1911 nucleotides. It is a transcript of the gene Fic, whose product is annotated as protein adenylyltransferase Fic. The coding region runs from base 252 to 1733 and encodes 493 amino acids. The transcript is spliced from 4 exons. NCBI's taxonomy places the organism in Eukaryota, Metazoa, Arthropoda, Insecta, Diptera, Drosophilidae. The record is from RefSeq and is a predicted model, not a curated record. Gene Ontology annotation, molecular function: protein binding.